Messenger RNA from Rangifer tarandus platyrhynchus (Svalbard reindeer), 2949 nucleotides. Lineage: Eukaryota; Metazoa; Chordata; Mammalia; Artiodactyla; Cervidae. The record is from the annotation of a GenBank genome assembly.
AUGGACUUUGAAAAGCAUGAAAAAGGAAGCUUAUUAAAUGAGAAUUUAGAGGAGAAACUGACGGUCUCUUCUGGUGAUUCUGAAGCUAAACCUCUGAUCUUCACAUUUGUCCCCACUGUCAGAAGACUGCCAACCCACUCCCAGUUGGGUGACACCUCUAAAUACAUUGUUAAAAUUCCUGAGGAACCAAGUGAUAAGACUCCAGAAACUGUAAAUAGGUUUGAUUCCCAUGAGUACUUGACCUUGAAUGUUGGGAGCCAACAAGAGAGAGAACAAGGAACGCUGACCUGCCCUUCAGAGGUCAAGGACAAGGCUUCCCAAGGAAGGGAAUUUAAAGAGAAGAAACCUCAAGGAAUGCAGCAAAGUGACCUCUUCAAAGCGGAAUAUGUCUUUAUUGUGGACUCUGAGGGGGAGGAGGAAACCCCGGGCAGAAAAGGUGACCAGGGACCCCCGGUGGGGACAGGCCCCCCGGCUGCUCGGCCCGCGUCUCUCGCCAUCUCCUCCAGUCUGGCCUCCGAUGUGGUGCGCCCCAAAACUCGAGGGGUGGACCUCCAGGCCCCGUUGCAUCCUGAACGGCCUCAGGCGAUGGCUCCUCAGCAAAGACAUGGCCAGUUAACUUCUCCCACUGCCUCUGAGCAGCUUGCCUGUAAACCACCUGCUUUCUCCUUUGUUUCUCCAACUAAUCAGAAAACACCACCUGCCCCAGGCGACCUCGCCGGCGCCUCUGUCCUGGAGGAGUUCCACUCGAGGAGGCUGGAUACCCGUGGGGCCCUGGUGGAAGAAACAACCACGUACUUUCAAACUUCCGUUCACUCUGCACCCUUUUUUGCACCGAAGGGCACGUCCUCGACGUCACAGGUCCCCCAGCCCGCUCAGGUAUCAGGUUCUCCUUCAUCCAGUCCAAGCGCAGCACAGCAAAACCCGGGGCAGCCUUCCGAAGUCCUCAAGAAGACGGUCACCUCGAACGUCCUUAGUCCCAAAGAGAGUCCGAGAGCCUCUUCUCCUUCACCAGCCUCCGGUGCUUCUCUGAAGUCGGGUGCAGCCUCCUACAUCCCAGUCCGCAUCGUCACGCACUCGCUCUCGCCGAGUCCCAAAGCUUUCCCCUCCCCUUUCCACGGCUCUUCCUCCACGGUCUGUAGCCAAGCGUCCUCCAGCGGGAGCCUCUCAAGGCCAGGGGUGAGACCCCUGGUGCCCUCCAGGCUUUCCGUUCUCACUGCCAUCCUCAAGUCCAACCCUUCUCACCAAAGGCCCCUUUCCCCGGCCUCCUGUCCCACCUUCUCUCUCAACUCCCUGGCUUCCUCCACGCUCACGCUUGAUCAAAAAGCCAAACAAACCCCACCCACACCUAAGAAAUCCCUCUCAAGUUGCUCCCUGCGAUCGGGGUCUCCCGAGCAAAGGGAAAACCCGGUUUCCCACCUCAGCCAGCCAUCCUUCCCCUUUUCUUCUCCCACCAAAGCUGCUCCCUCUCCCCAGGCAUCGGCCCUUUCUCCCCCAAAACAGGGCAGUAGCAGCUUCGCUUCUGUGAUUGUAGAGAAAAUGCCAUCCCCGACUCUGAAGAGCAGCCCAGUGACUUCCCAGCUGCAGACCGGUACCUCCAGCUCCGUGGGUCUGCCUCCCGUCCCUCCAAGCUUUUCUCCUCUGUCUUCCAAAGGCAGACAGGAUGCUGAUCCCAGAGGCCCGGGAAAGCCCAGGGAUAUCUGCUCGCAUGCUUCUCCAUCACCUUCCUCCACAUCGUCUUCUGUGUCUCCUCCCACUAACCCAAGGGCCAGGCUCUCCUCACCAGAGAGACUCUACCAUCCGUCCCCAGCUCUUUCAAACCUGAUAAACCGAUCCAGGAGCGCACAAGCGCUGGCCUCUGGCCAAGGGCAGACUCCGUCUACUCCACGCCCAGCCCCUGUCUCCAGCUGCAGCUCUGCCUCUCUUCCCCGUCUGGGGCCCUCUGCUCUCCCCCUGGCUAAUCCUCCCACAAAAGCACGCCAGCUCAGCCCCUCCGCGCUGCGCCCAGAUCUUACCCCGCCUUCAAGACUUGGGAAACCCGAAAGCUCUGUAUCUGAGCACAGGUCAUCUGUCUCAGCCCCGUCACCUCCCUUCUCUCUAACAAGAACCCAGGAGCUGAGUUCACCUUGUACAUUGUCCAUGUCAGCAGGCCCUGAGAAUAAGAAACCCAAGCAAUACAAGACCAGGUCCAGCUACAAGGCUUUUGCAGCAAUCCCAACAAACACAUUGCUUUUGGAACAGAAGGCACUAGAUGAACCAGUCAAGACGGACAGCAUUUCUAAGGACAACACCUUAGACCCACUUCUGGAGUUGUGUUCCCCUGCACAGCUCAGGCAGCAAACUGAAGAGCUCUAUGCUACCAUUGAUAAGGUCUUACAGGAUUCCUUGUCCAUGCAUUCUUCUGAUUCUCCUUCAAGUUCCCUACAGACUUUGUUGGGUUCUGACACAAUCAAAAUGCCUACAACUCUUCCAAGAGCAGCUGGUCGAGAAACCAAAUAUGCAAACCUGUCCUCACCAUCUUCUACAGUAUCGGAGAGUCAGCUGACAAAGCCUGGAGUAAUUCGCCCCGUACCGGUAAAAUCCAAAAUAUUACUGAAAAAAGAGGAGGAAGCCUAUGAACCCAACCCUUUCAGUAAAUACCUGGAGGAUAACAGUGACUUCUUUUCUGAGCAGGAUGUGCCUGUCCCUCCCAAGCCUGUUUCUCUCCAUCCUUUAUAUCAGACUAGACUCCAUCCUCCUGCUCAGUCCCUACUGCGACCACAGACCCUCCCGCAUGCUGACUGUCUUACCCCCGGACCCUUCAGUCACUUGUCCUUCUCCCUGAGUGAUGAACAGGAGAAUUCUCACACCUUGUUUAGUCACAACGCAUAUAAUAAGCUGAGUCAUCCAAUGAUGGCUAUUCCGGAACAUGAAACCCUUGAUUCCAAAGAGGUAAAUGUAGAAUAUAAUUGA